CCUCCACCCUGGUGCUGCGGGCCGGGGCUGGCUGGCAGUGGUUGUGGCCUGGUAGUGUGUGUUGUGAUCGUGGCCGACCAUCACCACCUCCGACUUCACCAUUCACACCUCCGGAACCACCAGGAACUAAAGCACGCGAGAUAGCUAAAGGUGAGUUUGAGAGCUGGGAGGGACGCCUAAUCACCUGGACCAGACGCUCGGGCCAGCAGACAGUUGUGUGGUCCCCAUCUGACGGCCGCACCACCACCACCACUACAACCACUACCACCACCGCCGCCGCCUCCGCCACCUCGGCCAUCAUGUCGCGGAAGUUCUCAUGUAACCCGAAGACGAUAAAGGAUGCGAUAAAUGCCAACCUCUUACCCAUCCUUACCGUGUCGGGCGUUACAGGGGGCGUGGUGUUGGGCGUCAUCCUACGGUACUCUCGGGAUGGGCCUUGGUCGAAGCGUGAGGUGAUGUAUGUCGGCUACAUCGGUGAGCUGUUCCUUCGUGCACUGAAGGCGCUCAUCAUCCCCCUCAUCGUCUCCUCCCUCGUCUCAGCCAUUGGUUCUCUUGAUCUGUCACUAUCCAAAAAGAUCGGUCUCCGCGCUGUGGCCUACUACAUGACGACGACUGUGCUGGCGGUCGUCCUCGGUAUCAUCUUGGUCGUCAGCAUCCACCCCGGUAAGGGCUCCGACGAAGGCAUCACCAAGGCCGGAGAGGCUCGCAGUGUCUACACCCCUGACCUCCUCAUGGAUCUCCCCAGAAACUUAUUCCCUCCCAACCUGAUUCAAGCUUGCUUCGAGACGUACAAGACGGUCAUCGUGGAGCCAAAAAUUGAUGAGAAUGACACACGAAUAGAGGAAUGGAAAAGGAAAUAUAACUGGACUGAGGGUACAUUACCACCUAAGUCUGAGUGGGACAUAGGUAGCGAUCACUCCCGAGCCCUCAAUAUUAUGGGUCUGGUCAGCUUCGCCACCGUCCUAGGCCUGGCUUUGUCUACCUUGGGCGCUAAAGGCAAACCCCUCCUCAGCUUCUUCCAGUCCCUCUCUGACGCUUCUAUGGUCAUCACCUCUUGGUUGAUCUGGAUUUCUCCCAUUGGUAUCCUCUUCCUGGUGGCCUCCAUGAUGAUCGAGAUGGAGGACUUUAGCGUUAUGUUGGGCCAGCUGGGUCUCUACUUCGGCACUGUGGUGUUGGGCAUCUUCAUCCACGGCUUCCUCGUCCUCCCUGCCCUCUAUACAAUCUUCACUCGCAAACUACCAUUCCGCUUCCUGGCUAACAUGACUCAAGCUUACAUCACGGCUUUUGCCACGGCUUCCAGCUCAGGAACCCUGCCAGUAACUUUCCAGUGCCUUGAGGAAAAAAACAAAAUUGACCCCCGCGUGACUCGGUUUGUCAUCCCUAUCGGCGCCACUAUCAACAUGGACGGCACCGCCCUGUACGAAGCUGUGGCGGCCAUCUUCAUCGCACAAGUCAGAGGCAUGGCUCUUACUAUUGGCCAGGUCGUGGCUAUCAGCAUCACAGCCACAGCAGCAGCCAUCGGCGCCGCAGGUAUCCCACAGGCAGGUCUGGUCACCAUGGUGAUGGUGCUUGACGUUGUUGGUCUACCAGCUGAAGACAUGACCCUCAUCAUUGCUGUGGACUGGUUGCUUGACCGAUUCCGUACGAUGAUCAACGUUCUGGGAGACAGUAUUGGUGCUGGACUGGUGUACGAACUUAGUAAGAAAGAAUUGGAGCAAAUGAACAUUAAUGCUAAUGGUGAUGUGGAGCGACCCUCCAAUGAAAUAGCUAUGGAUACAGUCGAGUCCAGCAAAAUGUGAGAAAAGGCGAACUGUAACUCCCAACUCGAUAUAAAGUAUACCAGCUCUGCCAGCCCUCCCACAUUACACCUUCAGGGUCUUGGUACGGCCAGGGACGCAACCACACAGGGCUGGACGCAACUAACUUCUUCCCAGCAUGAAACUCUUCUUUAGAAUGGUUGUUCCAACUUCCAAAAAGGUGUGCAAUGCCUAAGGUUGGUUGGCAGGUUUCAGAAAGAAUCUUCCAUGCCCUCCACAAGUAAAAUUUUGUGUGUUUUACAAGGGGGUGAUAUAUAUAUAUAUAUAUAUAUAUAUAUAUAUAUAUAUAUAUAUAUAUAUAUAUAUAUAUAUAUAUAUAUAUAUAUAUAAUCUCAGAUUUUUUAUUAGCAGGUGUUAAGAAUUGUUACUAUGGAGGGCACACAGUCACACACACACACACACAGUGUCUGAUACAUUAUAUGUCUGAGACUUCCAUACUGUUUAAGUGCUAGAAGAGAAACAAAAGAAUUAUAUUGGUUAAUACCAAUAAACUUCUCUUUAGCUAUUGUAUAAGAGAAAAGACAGAAUUGUUAUUUUAUUAGGAAAAAUAUGUUUUAAAUUUUAUAGACUAUUGUAAGUUGUGCAGCAUUUUAGUUAGAAUGCAUUUCACUUUUUAAACUUUAUUAUUUUUAGUAUGGCAUCUAAUUUUAAUUGUUGUCACAAAAAAAAGUGUGAACACGUUUGGAUCCUUUUUUUACAUACUGUUAAGGUUAGAUAUAUUAACCAAGUUGGCCUAGCGUUAAUAUAUUAUCUUAGUUGUCUUCCUGAAGGGGAUAACUUUAUUAUAUCUUUGUUUUACUGGCAACUAAAAUCAUAUCAAAUAAUUAGCUGAGAAUGAUGCACAACAUGUUGUAUAUAAGAAAGUGCAUUUAUUGUACAUCAAAUGACAAUAUAUUACUUAGAAAAAAAUAAAAGUAUUUGGUAUUGUAUAGAAGCAGUUUUGCAAUUGUUGUUGUCUUGUUGGAGAGUAUAUAGAUAUAUAUUUGUUGUCAAGUCGUAGGGCCUCAACAACCACUCGUGUUUGUGUAAGAUGUCAGAAACCUUCUUUCAUCCUCAUUUUCUUCAGAUGUGUAGAUACUAUUAACAUAGCUGUGUGAAACCGAGCAAUAAAGCCGAAUAACUGUACAGCCCAAAAUUUCAGCAUGAUAUUAACGACUAUAGACUGUCGAGAACUUGCCUUGGUAUAUGGCUUUGGUUUCACAUAUCAUCUACCAUGUAAAUAUUCGAUGAAUAUGUACAAAUGUGUAUUUAAGGGACAUGAACCCUGGGAGCAUAUGUUUCCACAACCAUUCAUAAGAGUCCUUGACUGUUGUUUUAACUUCAUAGGAAAGACAAGCAAUAUUCUCUUCAGUUACCACCAGACACUCUUGUUUUACAGUGAGAAGUGUGGAGUUUACGUAUAUCGUACAGUAUAACACUUUGUUGGGUAGUUACCACAGUCACAUCAGUAAUACUAAAUGAUCUGUCGAUUCAUAUAAAUUAGUGGUAAUUCAUUCACAUAUGUUAGGAGGUAUGAAACAUGCAACUCAGAGAUUAUUUUAAGUAGUGUAGGAACCAGGAAACCCCUCUAAAAUUUGGGCUCGCUUGUCAUUGAAGUAUUAUUAUCUUUAACUUGUAAUGAUUUGUUGAUGUGAGCAUUUAAUCUUGCAGUUUUUUAUUGUACACAGAAGCAACAAGUAUUUUUCUCUAGAAGUAGGGAAAUUUGCAUCUGUCAAGAGGUACAGCCCUCGUUAGAAGAAAAAAAAAUAAUUAUUCAGCGGAUAAAUGUUAUUUUGUAAUUGAGGUGAAGGAGGACAGUGUACAUCAUUAGGGCUGUGUUGUGUUUAGUAAUAGUACAGUAUUAUAAGUGUGAAGGGAAAAGCAAUUCACAAAAUGUAGUGGAGGGAGGGUUAAAGGGGUACUUACUUGUCUGGAACAAUAAACACCACCACCACCACACUAAUGUUCCGAGACUGCUGGAUUGCAUGAUGCCUCACAACCGUAGAAACACAAACAAACGAGCCACUGAGGGCAAAAACGUGUGUAUUUGAAAAAGAGGAAGGAAAAUAUAUAAUAUGUAUAUAUUAUAGUAUAUAUUACACCUUCUUGUCUUAUCCCCUUCAUUAGCUGGAGACUGAGUGUUGCACAAUUCUGCUGUGUAGUUGUGCUAAGUGAAGUGAGGGGUUUAUUGUAUGGGUAAGAGUGACUGAUUUUUAGCAGUAAGGUUUACCUCUCUUCAUAUCAUAUUCUACUUCAUCAUUGUACUUGAGAGAAUCUAGUAGUAGUGUUUUUUUUUAUAGAUGAUAGAUAAACGAAAUAAAUAAAUGUUAAGGAAUGUUUGUGCUUGUCAUAGAAGACACUUUCUGAUGUUAGAUUGGAUAUUUAUUAUGAUUCAGAGGGUCUCAAAAUAAUUGUUUGAUAAUGAACCUUGUAGUAAUGUACCAUCUGAAAGGCAACAUUUUGUGAUACAUUCAAUAGUUUUAGUGCACUGAAACUAUACUUAGGUAUAUUGGUUGAUGCAUUAUAGUGGCUUGGUUUUCAAAGUUGGAGAAAAAACUUAUAUGGAUUAAUACAAGAACGUUUUGCAAGUUGAUGGAGAGUAAACUUGUUGAGCUGAACUGUGUACGUGCCUCAGCAAUGCCGUGUCUGGGGCAGCCGUGUCAACCAAAAAUAUUUUUUUUUAUGUACAAACUGUUGAAUGUGUGACAUAAAUGUAUCUCUGAACAUGAGUUAAGAUAUAAAUCAACUGUCAUAACAUUGUUUCAUGUAAUUUUUCUGUCUUUAACCUUUUGUAAAUGUAAUUUCUAUGAGGUUGUUAUGUCUUGAAUAAGCCAAAAGAAGUUAUUACAGGUAAGUACAGCAUAAUGGACCAAAGUACCUUUCAGACUAGCAUCUUCCAUAGUGAGUGUAAAUCAUCCAAAAUGUGAUAUGUUAUAGUGUGUUUAGGACGGAUAAGGGCCGUUGGCGACCACUUGUUUCAGUUGACAGAUUGUACAUUAAUCAAAUUGAGGGCCAGUACUGGAGACCCAUUAAUUCUUGCACAAAUCAUUUUGAAAUUAUAAACGAGACAUUUUUCCUUUCUAAUCAGCUGUAUGUUAAGCUCAAACUACAGUAUGAGUAAAUAAAUUUAUAAUGUAACAAAUGGGA
Messenger RNA from Homarus americanus (American lobster), 4943 nucleotides. RefSeq names its product excitatory amino acid transporter 3-like (gene Eaat1). The coding region runs from base 300 to 1799 and encodes 499 amino acids. Gene Ontology annotation, molecular function: glutamate:sodium symporter activity; neutral L-amino acid transmembrane transporter activity; L-glutamate transmembrane transporter activity. Gene Ontology annotation, biological process: L-glutamate transmembrane transport. NCBI's taxonomy places the organism in Eukaryota, Metazoa, Arthropoda, Malacostraca, Decapoda, Nephropidae. The record is from RefSeq and is a predicted model, not a curated record. Gene Ontology annotation, cellular component: plasma membrane. The transcript is spliced from 13 exons.